Messenger RNA from Staurois parvus, 430 nucleotides. Lineage: Eukaryota; Metazoa; Chordata; Amphibia; Anura; Ranidae. The record is from the annotation of a GenBank genome assembly.
AGACUGCACUAUACUGCUGAUGAGAAAAGGGAUUUAGCAGUUUUAUUUACUACAAUAAUUGCAUUUCCAUGUUGUGUGUACUGUGGGAGACCAGAUAUAGUAAAUGCAGGGUCCGGGGAGAGCGGAUAUAGUGAAUGCGGGGGUCCGGAGAGAGCGGAUAUAGUGAAUGCGGGGUCCGGAGAGAGCGGAUAUAGUGAAUGCGGGGAGAGCGGAUAUAGUGAAUGCGGGGUCCGGGGAGAGGAUAUAGUGAAUGCGGGGUCCGGGAGAGCGGAUAUAGUGAAUGCGGGGUCCGGGGAGAGCGGAUAUAGUGAAUGCGGGGUCCGGGGAGAGCGGAUAUAGUGAAUGCGGGGUCCGGGGAGAGCGGAUAUAGUGAAUGCGGGGUCCGGGGAGAGCGGAUAUAGUGAAUGCGGGGUCCGGGGAGAGCGGAUAU